Messenger RNA from Micromonas pusilla CCMP1545, 438 nucleotides. RefSeq lists its product as uncharacterized. The record is from RefSeq and is a predicted model, not a curated record. NCBI's taxonomy places the organism in Eukaryota, Viridiplantae, Chlorophyta, Mamiellophyceae, Mamiellales, Mamiellaceae. The transcript has a single exon. Gene Ontology annotation, biological process: protein modification by small protein removal. The annotation marks the transcript as partial. Gene Ontology annotation, molecular function: peptidase activity.
GUGAAACUCCACCUGUACGACCUCUCCCAAGGCAUGGCGGCGAUGAUGUCCGCGCCGCUGCUCGGGAAACAGAUCGACGGCAUAUGGCACACCGGCGUCGUCGUCUUCGGACGAGAGUACUACUUCGGCGGAGGCAUCCAGUGCGGCGCACCCGGAGGGACGCACUUUGGGCGCCCGCUGCGAACGAUCGACCUCGGGGAGACGCACAUCCCCGAGGACUUGUUCGAAACGUUCUUAAUAGAGCUCUCCCCGCGGUUCACGGCGCAGACGUACAACCUGCUGCGGUGGAACUGCAACAACUUCAGCGACGAGAUCGCGCACUUUCUCGUCGGCGUCGGGAUCCCGCGGCACAUCGUCGACCUCCCGAACGAGGUCAUGUCCACGCCGUUGGGGCAGCAGCUGAUGCCGAUGCUGACGAUGAUGGAGAAUCAGAUGCGG